This is a messenger RNA of Monopterus albus (swamp eel), 3012 nucleotides long. RefSeq names its product alkaline ceramidase 3 (gene acer3). Bases 144 to 947 code for a protein of 267 amino acids. Gene Ontology annotation, biological process: phytosphingosine biosynthetic process; ceramide metabolic process. Gene Ontology annotation, molecular function: N-acylsphingosine amidohydrolase activity. Gene Ontology annotation, cellular component: endoplasmic reticulum membrane. The record is from RefSeq and is a predicted model, not a curated record. NCBI's taxonomy places the organism in Eukaryota, Metazoa, Chordata, Actinopteri, Synbranchiformes, Synbranchidae. The transcript is spliced from 11 exons.
AGUUGCGUGUUUUGUUAGUGAGCUGUAGUUGUAGCAACUGCACUGACUGGACUUGCUUGUCUCUGUCCUGGGGAUGAGGGCUGGAGGAGCUCUGUGAUGGGACUACACCUCCGUUAGCACCAGCACCCUCCUCUUCUUCCAUCAUGGCUCCCUCCGUAGACAGGCAGGGAUACUGGGGGCGGCCGACCUCAACGCUGGACUGGUGUGAAGAAAACUAUGUCGUCUCUUUUUACAUAGCGGAAUUUUGGAAUACUGUCAGCAACCUGAUUAUGAUUCUUCCACCUAUUUGUGGGGCCAUCCAGACAUUUCGUGACGGCCUUGAAUUUCGCUACAUCUGCUCCUUCCUCGGACUAGCAGCUGUCGGUGUUGGCUCCUGGUGCUUCCACAUGACACUGCUAUAUGAGAUGCAGCUUCUGGAUGAGUUGCCAAUGAUUUACAGUACAUGCGUCUUUGUCUACUGCCUAUACGAGUGCUUCAAACAAGAGAACAACAUCAGUUUAUUUCCUAUUGCAUUAUUAUUAGUUUUCAGCAUCUCGGUCACUUUGGUAUAUUUACAGUGGAAGGAGCCAGUGUUUCACCAGGUGAUGUAUGCUGCUGUAGUAGGUUGCCUAGUGAUCCGAUCUCUCUUCAUUGUUACAUGGGUUUACCCAUGGCUUAGACCGUUGUGUUAUACCUCCUUAGGUAUCUUUAUGUUAGGGUUCCUGCUGUGGAACAUUGACAAUAUCUUCUGUGACUCAUUAAGAGCCAGUAGACGAUCACUGCCCCCUGGUGUUGGAGUAGUAACGCAGUUCCAUGCCUGGUGGCACAUCUUCACAGGCCUAGGGUCCUACUUACACAUUCUUUUCAGCCUGCAGAUCAGGUCAACCUACCUCAAGUACAGACCAAAAGUGAAAUUUCUGUGUGGAGUCUGGCCCACAUUCCACAUUGAACCACAGAAAAUGGGCUGAAGUGAAAGGAUCAGGACCAACUGAAGGAUGGUGACUGCCAUGGGCACAGAGACCUGCUGGUAACUCAGCCCACAGCCAGGGGCAGGCAGACUCCAAGGCACCACCUCAGGGACCCUUCAGUUCUGCAUGGGGGGGGUUACUAAGUACAGUAUAGUACUGGGUACAGUUAUAACAACUGAAAUACUUCUCUCAUCAGUCUUAAUUUAUUAUACUAGUUUUUCUGCAGUUUUAUUGAAAUGUAAUAAUUUUACUUGCGCCUUCAUUUUCAAUGCACAAAUGAUGUUUAUUGGCUGUUGAAGGCAUUAUGGGUGUUCUCUUGAUUGGGGCUUUGGGAACAGAUAUAACAGUGUCUUUAAUUCAGAAUUUACAUCUGCACAUGCAUCAAUCUACAGUACUCUAUAUUCAAUUCAGUGGAUAAUGUGAACCUCUAGAGUUUAGAGAUGUAUAAAUAGAUUCCUAAACUGAACUAACGUGUACUUCUACAAGUAUCUGAGGGAGCUCUGCUUAUAACACAAUGUUUUCAUAUCCCUUUUCAAGUUUUGAUGUGCUCAUUACAUAUGGGAUAGUAACUACCAACUAGAAAGUGAAAGUGAUGCUGUUAUUAUAGCUCAGCUGUCAGCCUUUUGAUUUGCUUGGACACAGGCUACUUCCUUUCAUAACAUGCCAAGACUUGGGUUAUUCAUUUAUUUUGUGUGAUUGUUGCCAAAUUUGCUUUGGGAUUUAAAACGGUCUUGUAAUGUGGAGACAUGUUCAUGUUUCAUCUCAAGAAGAAAUGCAGUGCUUACAUAUGGUUUUGUUGCAAUACAUCAUUGCAGUGACUUUUAAUUUUGUUUAGGACAGAGCUAAACUUUUCCAGCUACAUGGAACAAUCUGAACCACUUUUUACACCUGGAGUUUCCGUGGAAGCUUUAACAGUCAUUACAGUAAUACUCCUUGCAGAUUUGUGGUCUCUGAAGGACUACAAUGCCCACAGGCAGUGAAUCACAGUGAGCUUCCUUCAGGGUGGGUUAUGUUUAGAAGUCGCUUUGCUGGAAUUUGACCUUCAUGUCUGAUCAGAUAGAAAUAAUGCAAACAUUCAGAAACAUCAUGAGGAAUGCAUCAACUCAACUUGUUCAGUUUAGUCUAUCAUAAGCUAUUACACUAUCAGUGACCAGAUUAUUGCAAUUUAUGUGUUCUGCUUACCAUGGGAGACACAAAGGGACAGACAUAACGUAUUAAGGAACAUUACCCCUUAAUAUUUGUCAUGGUAGUAAACAUUGUUGUGGCCCUUUAUUACCACAAAAAUGCUUGAUUUAUGUCAGUGUUUUGAGAUCUCUUUAUUUACAGGUGCUUAAGGGUUAAACAUCUCUCCUAAUUACUACAACAUUCAUUUAUUACUCUAUUAUUUAUUAAUCUUUUUCUGUGCAUUUAUUUACACCAUGGCAUCAAAUGACAUGCAACCAUCUUGUAAAAUGUGAAAUGUUUAUGAUAAAACCACUAGGUGGCAGAACUUUCCAGCUGAUUUUAGACAUUGCCGAUCAUGCAGUAGUGCACUGAAGAAUUAUCUAACUAUGUUAAAAUGCUUUGGAUCUUUAACUCAGUUUUUAUGUACUGGGUCAAAUGAAGGGCUUUGUAUGUGUUUGAUUUGCUAUUGUGGAAUCAUGGAUAUGUAAUGGUAACAAUAGAACCUGGAGCUUGAUGUAACUGUGCUGAACUGGAAAAUGCACUACAUUAUUAUUAUUGUAUGGCCAUAUAUGUAUUUGUGCAGCCUCCUCAACUGCUGUGUGCCAGAUUGUCCUCAGACAACAAAUUCAUUUUCCAUGAUACAAUAACUCUAAUAUGUUUGAGCAUAUCAAACUGCUUUAAAUCCAGUGUUACAAACAUAAAUAGUAAGCACAGUGUAUGAAAGAUAAGUAUUAACACCAUCAAGACGUCUGCUUGGAGCCUUCAGUGUAUGUUAUUGUCACUGCUCAUCAGUACAGGUGAACAGUUGUCAAAGAGGGUGCCUUAUUGAUGUACAACCCCAAAUCAGAAAAAUUUGGAACGGCAUCUAAAAUCAAAAUUAAAACUGAAAAUAGUGAUGUGU